Messenger RNA from Armigeres subalbatus, 1539 nucleotides. RefSeq lists its product as uncharacterized. Lineage: Eukaryota; Metazoa; Arthropoda; Insecta; Diptera; Culicidae. The transcript has 2 exons. The record is from RefSeq and is a predicted model, not a curated record. Gene Ontology annotation, biological process: telomere maintenance; DNA repair. The coding region runs from base 1 to 1539 and encodes 512 amino acids. Gene Ontology annotation, molecular function: DNA helicase activity.
AUGGUGCGUGCCACGAAUGCAGAGCAGCGGGAUUUGAUUGUGCAAGUAAUCCACAGCUUGCAUUCCUCUGAAGAAAACUGCAAACCAGUGCAAAUAUUCUUCACUGGCCCGGCGGGCUGUGGCAAAACGUUCACUUUGCGCAUUCUAAUGGAGACAGUGAACCGGUACAGCCAAGCUCAUAAUAAGCAGCACAACGCUUAUGUAGCAUGCGCAUCCACUGGAAAAGCAGCGGUUGCAAUAGGUGGAACAACAGUGCAUUCCGCAUUCCGGAUUUGCAUGUCGCGUAGGCAAAGCUCAAAGCUGAGUUUCGAGGCAUUACAACUGUACCGGAACGCCUUCGCCAACGUGAAGCUCAUCAUUAUCGACGAAACAAGCAUGCUGGGUGCUGAUGUCCUCAACACAGUACAUGUCCGGCUUCAAGAAAUCACGGGGAACUACGACGAUCCAUUCGGUGGAAUGCCGAUCGUAUUUUGCGGCGAUCUUCGUCAAUUGCCACCGGUCAAUGCACGGGCGGUGUUUAAACCGAGCAUAAACUCCAUGCAUGGCGCCGUUUUAUGGCAAUCUCUCGACUUCUACCCAUUGGUUCAAGUUAUGCGACAAAUCAACGAGCAGUUCUCCAGCAUUCUCACAAAAAUUGGCAACGGUGAGCGGAUGUCGUCUGAGGAAAUCGAGCUUAUUGAAAGCAGGUUCCGUACGGAGGAGUGGUGUCGGCAGCAUGUCCCUCGAGGGAUCCGGUUAUUCCAUCGGAACGCUGAUGUCGAACGGUAUAACUCUGUGGCGUUGAUGGAUCGAGAGGCUGUCGAAUGUACUGCAGAUGACCUAUACUCUGGUUAUAAGGACAAUUCCCAGCUGGCCAGUGCUCGCACAAAGGUGCAUAAGAUGAGUGUAGUAGAGACUGGUGGCUUACCGUAUCUGUUGCGUCUUGUUCUUGGUACACCUUAUAUGCUGACCACCAACGUGGAUGUCGAAGAUGGCAUCGUGAACGGAGCGAUCGGAGAGCUCAUGCAUGUUGAGUACAACGAAGAAAACUCGCAGCAACAGGCAAUCACGAAGUUUUGGAUGGCAUUCGAAAAUGAGUCCAUUGGGAAGAUGUUGAGAGUGAAGGCCAGACCGCUGGUGUAUUCGAGACCUGGGGUGCUACAAACAGGCUGGACUCCAAUCGUCAAACGAUCGGCGAACGUAACCCUUAACGGUGGUGUUAAGUGCAAAAGAGUUCAGUUUCCCGUCGUAAGUGCGUGUGCCCUCACAGUCCAUAAGUCCCAGGGAGGCACAUUCUCGGAAGUCAUAUAUAAUUACGAUAAGGGUCAGGAACAGCAGCUAGUUUACGUUGGUCUUUCCAGGGUUACAUCAAUCGACGGAUUGUAUCUGACGAAUGCCAGUAACUCAUUCCGGUUCCACCACGGAAAGGGUUCUAUGACCCCUAGAAUGAACGACCUUCGGACGGAACUUGAACGUUUGAGUAACCAUCGUAUGCGCACCAUUACAGACGAUAUCAUGGAAGCUAUAACCGCAAACAAAUCGGGUGCUUACCGCCGUUGA